AUGGACCCGAAGAGCACCACUUAUGUCGGAACACACUAUGAGUACACCGUUCAAAACGCCCUAGAACGGCUCGGAAUAUCUCUCAAACGGAUCGGCGGGAAGUCCGACUACGGGAUUGACCUUCUUGGCACGUGGUCUGUUCCGUCCGCACUCCAACCGCUCAAGGUUCUUGUUCAGUGUAAAGCUUUUGCAAGGAAGAUUGAGCCGUCUCAGGCGAGGGAGCUGGAAGGUGCGUUUGUGGGUGCUCCCAUUGGUUGGAGAGAAGCUGGAGUGCUUGGUCUGUUGGUCUCACAGAAAUCGGCCACAAAAGGGGUAAGGGAGGCUCUGGGGAGGAGUAGAUGGCCGAUGGGCUAUGUGCUCUGUGGAGAUGAUGGGAAGAUUCUACAAAUGUUGUGGAAUAGAAAGGCGCAGCAGGAAGGUUUGGAGGGUAUUGAGGUGGGGUUGAAGUAUGGGGGUGGCGAUCGAAAUGAGAAGGAGGUCAUCCUGAUGUGGAAAGGGGAGCCCAUCUCCGGAUGA
Molecule: messenger RNA, 516 nt
Organism: Hyaloscypha bicolor E
Lineage: Eukaryota; Fungi; Ascomycota; Leotiomycetes; Helotiales; Hyaloscyphaceae
Exons: 1
Coding region: 1-516 (171 amino acids)
Cellular component (GO): mitochondrion
Source: RefSeq, a predicted model, not a curated record